AUGGAGGAGACGGCCGCAAGCGAGGGCCGACAGCUUCGGCAGUCGACCUUAUCGCACCAGCCUGGCCGAUAUGAAGAGUCACAGGCGUAUGGAGUCCAGGUUCCAGCUUGGGUCCAUCCGAGUCCCGUCUUUGACCAUAGCCUCCCCCGGCAGUGUUCCUUUCCAAGCGUCCCCCUAGACCAACCUGGCCGCGCUGACGCCUAUGUUGCGGCAAGAGAAAGAGGAGAAAUUGGCAGGGAGAUGCAUGACUUCAGCAUAGACGACAGUGAUGGAGAAGGCCGGCAGGCACCCACGACUGACGAGGACGAGAACGACGACAACACCAUUGAGGCCAACAUUUCUAUGACGCACGAUCGUGUUGAGAGAGAUCCCAAACCAGGCGAAAGCUUCAAGGAUUACCUUCUGUCCGUAACAAACGGCCUGGACUGGGGCAGCCCCGAGCCUGAGGCCGUCAGGGAGCCCAUCAAGUGGUGCCAGGUUACCCCUAGCGGGCAAUGGAUUAUUCUCUUGAUUCUUUGCCAGUACGAAGCCUUUGCACCCGCCACACGAAUUCUCAAGAUGACAACCCCAGACAUCAUCAACUUCGUUAUUCUCUACAUCCAUCAUCAUCGAGAGACCAAGAAAUGGGCUAAGAAGGGCUGGAGAGACCUGGCAGAAUACUGA
Molecule: messenger RNA, 663 nt
Organism: Colletotrichum spaethianum
Lineage: Eukaryota; Fungi; Ascomycota; Sordariomycetes; Glomerellales; Glomerellaceae
Exons: 3
Coding region: 1-663 (220 amino acids)
Source: RefSeq, a predicted model, not a curated record